This is a messenger RNA of Rhagoletis zephyria (snowberry fruit fly), 830 nucleotides long. Its product is annotated as platelet binding protein GspB-like. NCBI's taxonomy places the organism in Eukaryota, Metazoa, Arthropoda, Insecta, Diptera, Tephritidae. The record is from RefSeq and is a predicted model, not a curated record.
AUGACGGAGAACAAGGACAAGCACGCAACUGGCAGUGGCAGCGGCGGUGGUGGCGGCACUGAAAUCGCAGGCACCAACAACAACAAUAGCAAUGUACAAGGCCAAAGCACCACCGUCAGCUGCGCCGGCGGCAGCAAGCCGAAGGAUAAGAAAAAUGACAACGACACGAUAGUCGCGCUGGCGGAUACGCAAUAUGAACGGGAGAAGGAUAAAGAACCGCAUGACAGAAUCAGGCGGCUGACACGUUUGCUAACGGAUAAAUGGGCAAUGCAUCACACGCAUCACGCAGCGACAGGCACUGCAGACGCAGCAGUAGCGAGUGGCAGCAAAAGCGAAUCCACUGCAAGUGCUGCCACCACAUCCAGCGCCAGUGGUGGCGGCGGCGGCGUCGGCGGCAUGAUGGCCAAAAUCAAUGCGCGUCACUGGCUGCACCCCUCCGCAACGCACUCCGCUUCGACAUCACCCUCGGUAACACCGCCCACAGCCACGCCCUUAGCUACAACGCCCAUUAUGCCACUUGCUGCUGCUACAAGCGCCAGCUCGAGCGCCAUAUUUUUACCAGCAGCCACCUCGGCCACAACACCAACACCCUCUGUUGCAUCGUCAGCAUCAUCUUCAUCCGCUUCGGCAACGGCAGCUGCGACCACACUAACAUCCGCCGGCGCGCACCACCAACAAUUGCAGCAACAACUGCAGCAGCAACAACAACAAUUGAUGACAAGCGAAGAGCUGCGGCGCAAUACAUUCUAUCGCACGGUAUGCGCAAGCUUUCAGAGUGCCAUUCUGUUGCUGGACAUGGAUACGGGCGAAAUCAGCGACUACAAUGAAAG